GUUACACUAUGACGGACGAAUCUAAACUGUGUCAUGACACCAAGCUACCUAGAAAACGCUUCUUUCGACAACGAGCUCAUGCCAAUCCUUUCUCUGAUCAUCAACUAGAAUAUCCUGCUCAUCCUUCAGAUAUGGAUUGGACAACGCAUUACCCACAUUUCGCCAACGACAAGACGAAAAAGAUUGAAUUUGCAGAUAUUGGUUGUGGUUAUGGAGGACUAUUGAUUGCAUUGGCUCCAUUGUUUCCUGAUACUUUAAUGAUGGGUAUGGAAAUUCGCAUGAAGGUUCAAGACUAUGUAUAUCAACGCAUCAAGGCUUUACGUGACACUCAUGCCGACACCAAGGGAUAUCAAAACGUAUCUAUUAUGCGAAUGAACGCCAUGAAAUUCUUGCCCAACUUUUUUGAAAAGGCUCAACUAAGCAAAAUCUUCUUCUUGUUCCCUGAUCCUCAUUUUAAACAACGAAAACACAAGGCUAGAAUCAUUAGUCCUACUUUAUUGGCAGAAUAUGCUUAUGCUUUAAAAGUGGGUGGGAUUCUUUAUACCAUUACGGAUGUCAAAGAUUUACAUUUAUGGAUGGUCAAGCAUUUGGAUGAACAUCCCUUAUUUGAACGUAUUCCUGAUGAAGAAUGUGAAUUGGAUCCUGUAGUUGAACAUGUGCGAACGGCAACGGAAGAAGGCAAAAAGGUGGCUAGGAAUCAAGGUGAUAAAUUCUUGGCUUGUUAUAGACGUAUCGAAGAUCCAUUAGAAUAGAACUUUUUUAUUUAUUCAUUACAUUUAUUGUUUUAUUGAAGAAAUGAUUUCCCC
This is a messenger RNA of Halteromyces radiatus, 806 nucleotides long. RefSeq names its product guanine-N-7 methyltransferase. Gene Ontology annotation, biological process: RNA (guanine-N7)-methylation; tRNA methylation. NCBI's taxonomy places the organism in Eukaryota, Fungi, Mucoromycota, Mucoromycetes, Mucorales, Cunninghamellaceae. The transcript has 5 exons. Gene Ontology annotation, cellular component: tRNA methyltransferase complex. Gene Ontology annotation, molecular function: tRNA (guanine(46)-N7)-methyltransferase activity. The coding region runs from base 9 to 752 and encodes 247 amino acids. The record is from RefSeq and is a predicted model, not a curated record.